GCAACAUUUUAUGUGACUUCCUUGUUCUCAAGAAAUUUAAGCAGCACAAAAGUCUCAGCGGACACGUCUCCUGUCAGGCUCAUGAAAUGGAUUCAGACUAUCAAAUUUCUAGUUUCAUACUUUCAACAGUUGCUUCAGGCAACUCCACUGAAGAGCAAGAAAAUGAGAGGAAAGUCUGUCCUCUUAAACGGACUAAAGUUCUUCUGAUUGUUUUGGCUGUUUCUCUGGUUUUUGCUCUUGGUGGCCUCUGUAUUCUGGGUAUACUGUAUAAUCAUAAUCUUGCCGAUUUCGAAUCACUGAAUGAGCAGCACAUCAUGGUUUCAAAGCAACUGGAAACUCAAGAAAUCAUCAGCACAGCCCUGAAGAAAGAGUUUGAUGAUCUUACAGCCAGAUACAACAAACUCAGAGAACAGCUGUCCUUUAAUGAUGCUCAGUCUUGUAAUCUCUCUGUGGAUGGCUGGAUAUCUUAUCAUGGAAAGCUGUAUUUAUUCAGUUGUGAUCAACUGAACUGGUGGAGCAGUCGAGAUGUCUGUGUUUCUAAAGGAGCCGAUCUGGUCACCAUAACCAGCCGAUCAGAACAGGAUUUUCUGUUCUCCAAAAUUAAUGUGAUGCACUGGAUUGGCCUCAAUGAUCUGGACACUGAAGGACACUGGGUUUGGGUGAAUAACCAAACUCUCAAUGAAACUGGAGUACAGUUCUGGUUCAAUGGGGGGCCGAGUGAACCUGAUAACUGGAGAGUACAGGAUCCGUCUGGAGAGAACUGUGCUAGUCUGGGAGAUGAGAAUGGCAACUUUCAAUCUUGGUUUGAUGCUUCUUGUAAAAAAAAGAAGAAAUUUAUCUGUGAAAAGAAAUAUUAAUAUACCUACAUCAGUGGAACUAAUUAAUGAGGUCUAUUUUGAUUUUACAUAUGCACUCUUUUGGCUUUGCUUACCCGUGUCAGGUUAAAAAUGCUCGAUUUUUCCUCCAGUGAACUGAACUGAAAGCUCCAUUAUAAUGUCCUGACUAACUUUACAUUUUAAUCUACAUUAUAAGCUCUAAAGCAGACUACACCUGUUAAUACAAAAUAUUUUUUGGUUUGAUUCCUCACACAUCACUCAUCUUACAGUCAGAUUGAUGCUUAUGAAACUGCUGUGUUGAGCAGAUGACAGCCUUGUGGUUGGACAAGAUUUGUUUUGUGUCUAAAAUAACAGCAACAAGUCACUUCAAUAACUAUAAGACCGGUGUGCUAUAGCUAAAUGAAUAAUGUAAAUGUAAUGUGAGCUACAACUAUUUUAAGUCUUGUGAAGCUGUUUUAUAGGUUUGUAUGAGAAACAGAACAGAAUUUAAUCACUGAUAAUCUGAUAAUUUUGCAUUUUUACAACAUGCAACUUUUGCCUGUUCUGUCACUUUGUAUUUCUGUCACUUCUCUUUUCUCCACAAGAGGUCAGUAAUGCAGCAUCCUCUACAGCUUUAUUGAAUGCCCCUCCAUGAUAAAUUACUUAUGAUGUUCAAACUUUUGUAAGUCGCUUUAAUAAUAAAAGAGUGUAAUAAAUGACUAAAUGUAA
Molecule: messenger RNA, 1544 nt
Organism: Ctenopharyngodon idella (grass carp)
Lineage: Eukaryota; Metazoa; Chordata; Actinopteri; Cypriniformes; Xenocyprididae
Product: CD209 antigen-like protein E
Exons: 7
Coding region: 87-857 (256 amino acids)
Source: RefSeq, a predicted model, not a curated record